Achroia grisella is the source of this 654-nucleotide messenger RNA. Its product is annotated as odorant receptor 4-like. Gene Ontology annotation, molecular function: odorant binding; olfactory receptor activity. Bases 1 to 654 code for a protein of 217 amino acids. The transcript has 6 exons. Gene Ontology annotation, cellular component: plasma membrane. The record is from RefSeq and is a predicted model, not a curated record. Gene Ontology annotation, biological process: sensory perception of smell; detection of chemical stimulus involved in sensory perception of smell. NCBI's taxonomy places the organism in Eukaryota, Metazoa, Arthropoda, Insecta, Lepidoptera, Pyralidae.
AUGACAGUGGUUAUUUUGAAAUACUACGAAACAGGGGAAGUAGAGUUAUUGAUACCAUACCCAGUUUUAUAUCCUUUUAAUCCUUAUAAUAUUAAAAUAUAUCCGAUAGUAUACGGAUAUCAAGUUUGGUCGUCUGUGGCAGUAUGUUUAUUUGUGUCUACAAUGGAUUACUUCUUAUACACCACUUGUACUUACAUCAAGCUACAGUUCAAUAUACUAAAGACUAAAUUUGAAACGAUGUUCACGCCUUCGAACAGCAUAUCUCAAGAACCAGAUGAUGUAAUUACACUGGCAGAAUUUCAUGUCAAGUUUGGAGAAUUGGUGACGUGGCAUCAGGAAUUAAUUGAAGCAGUUGAUAUGCUUGAAUAUAUUUUUACCAAGGCAACUUUGUACAAUAUUUCAGCGAGUUCACUAAUGAUAUGUUUGGCAUUGUUCAACGCUUCGAGUGUUGAAAUAACUGAAGGCGUAUACAAUAGUAAAUGGUAUCUGAUGGAUGCUUCAGUUGGGAAACAUCUGUUACUGGUGAUGAUGAGAUCUCAAAAGCAGUGCAAAUUAACAGCAUUUGGUUUCGCUGACAUCGACCUGAAUGUUUUUAUGAGGAUAAUGAAAAGCGCUUGGUCCUACUACGCUCUAUUAAAAACAUUCUAUCCUUAA